This is a messenger RNA of Cryptotermes secundus, 1801 nucleotides long. RefSeq names its product proliferation-associated protein 2G4. The coding region runs from base 258 to 1343 and encodes 361 amino acids. Lineage: Eukaryota; Metazoa; Arthropoda; Insecta; Blattodea; Kalotermitidae. The record is from RefSeq and is a predicted model, not a curated record. The transcript is spliced from 9 exons.
CGUGUAUACAGGCCGUUGCAAAUUAACAGGCGGCAUUGUACGGUCAUGUCACAAUAUGUUUUUUUAAUUUCUUGCAUCUUACGCUAAAAUCCGUCCUCUAGAUUGAUUCAUGCGGCCACUGUAUUCUCGAAUAUCAUUCAUCUAAGUUUAUUUCCGGUAGUUUGGUGUACCUGUAUAAUCUGUACGACCUGUACCGCCUAUAUUAUUCUCUGGUUCAAUGCUUCAGUUUCAGUCCCAUUCAGCUUGGUGUUUGCGGAAUGAAUAGUAUGUCGGUUAAAGGGGAAGAUGUGCUUGGUGUUGGCGAAGUUUUGGCUGUCACCAAGUAUAAAACCGCUGGUGACAUAGUAAACCGAGUUUUAAAGCAAGUAAUUGAUAAAUGUGUUGUUGGCGCCUCAGUUUAUGAAAUCUGUGAAUUUGGAGAUGACUUAUUGAUAAAAGAGACUUCAAAAGUCUCAAAAAAAGAAGAUGAUUUGAUUGCAGGUAUUGCAUUUCCAACAUCUGUGUCAGUGAAUAAUUGUAUUUGUUACUUCUCGCCGAUGCCCGGUGAGGCAGACUACAUGCUGAAGGAUGAAGAUAUGGUGAAAAUUGACCUGGGAGCACACGUGGAUGGAUUCGUAGCAGUCGUGGCCCACACAAUAGUUCUUGGAGUCACAAGUGAAGCUAAAGUGACUGGCCGGCGGGCAGAUGUAGUUCUUGCAGCACACUAUGCGUCACAGGCUGCUCUGCACCUCCUGAAGCCUGGCAAUGACACAUAUGCUGUAACAGAUGCAGUGCAGAAAGUGUGCGAGGCAUACAAAUGCAAGCCUGUUGAAGGGAUGCUGAGUCACCAGUUGGAUCAGUUCGAGUUCGAAGGCAAAAAGACCAUAAUUCAAAAUCCAAGUGAUUCACAGAAGAAAGAGCAUGAGAAAUAUGAAUUUGCGACACAUGAAGUUUAUGCUAUGAAUGUGCUUGUCAGCACAGGUGAAGGAGUGGGUCGAGUAGAUAAUCAGGUGACCAUCUACAAGAAAACAGACGAAACUUACCACCUGAAACUUACGGCUUCACGAAAGUUCUAUAGUGAAGUGACCCACAGACACAGUUCCAUGCCUUUUAACCUUAGAAGCUUUGAGGAUAUAAAGAAGGCCAAAAUGGCCAUUGUGGAAUGCGUGAAUCAUAAUCUGUUUAAACCUUACAAAGUACUCUAUGAGAAGUCUGGUGAAUUUGUGGCUCAUUUCAAGUUUACAGUGUUACUGAUGCCUGAUGGGCCCUGCGUGAUAACUGGUCUUCCAUUCAACCCAGAGCUAUACCAGUCAGAGCACACCCUCAGUGAUACAGAAUGGAAGGUGUCUAAUUUGAGAAUAUAAGAAGCUACAGAUAGCAAGGCGAGAAGUCAGCAUCCAGCUGCUGGAGUUCCUUUUUAUUCUUUGUCAUAUAUCGCUUCCUGAAUAAGAGGAACUUGUUCAGCAGGACACAUUGGUAACCAUGAAACCUGUUUACAUUAAUAUACUUGACAGCGCUGGAGAUGGCAUCGUGUAGUAGCAUGUAAAUCAGGUAUAAAUGUAUUCUUUUCACUUCCAUGCCCCCCAAGUUCAUGAUAAUCUAUGUCAACAUGUUACUAUUUUGUACCCUUUCUUGGGGCAUCUCACUCAGGGACAUUCAGUAUUAUGUGAUUAUAUGUUUAUGUAUGAUGUGUAGCAAAAGAAAUUUAAAAACAAUUUUUUGAGUAUUUUGGAUGCUGAAGAUAUAUUUCAUAUAUAGCUUAUAUAGAAAAACUCAUUUGUAUGUAAUAGAAUAAAUAAUUAAACUUGUUAAGUGCCUGACA